UUCCACAUCCUGUUCCUAAAUUGGACCAAGUUACACCCACCAAAGCGCAAUUUCCCUCCAAAGUUACAGACCCACACGCACAAUUACACACACACAUGCUCAGACCUCUUGCAGUGCCGAUAUAUAAGCAGCACAGAAGAAGUGGCACUCUGACCGACUUGGAUCCACAGCAGCCUCAUCACCUGCACGGCCAUCUUCUCUGCUCACUGAGAUUUUAUUCACCAUCCAAACCACCACCAUGUCUACUCAAGGUGCCACCGCAACACCCUCCGAGCCCCCCCCUGUUCCAUCAGGCCCCCCUCCUAAAGUGACUCACCGUGGUCGUUCUGCUGCACCUGGCGACUUCUCUAACUCAGAGUCCUCAGACAUUCCUGAGUUUGAGUUAUUUGGAGCACCAGGUCCACGAGGACUCCCGCCUCUCACUGAGUUCCUGGACAUUUGGGAUGUGGACAUGAUAAAAGAGCGGAAUGACUCCAACAAGACGCUUCACAACACCAUGUUGUACAACAAUGAUAAUCUGAUUGUGCGGAGAGGUCAAGAGUUCAAGAUCAAGAUAACCUUCAACCGCUCAUAUAAACCAGCUGAAGACAAGUUUGCAGCCGAGUUUGUCAUUGGGUCCAGCCCUCACUUCAGUAAAGGCACUUACAUUCCAGUCUUCCCAACUUCUGAGCGUCAGAGCUCCUGGUCCGGCCGAGUCGUCGAGACGUCCGACAACAUAGUGACCAUGGGCAUCACUCCUGCAGCCACCUGCAUUGUGGGGAAGUACCACAUGUAUAUUGCCGUGGUCACACCAUACGGCAUUCGCAGGACCAGACGGGACAAAAGCAGGGACCUCUACAUUCUCUUCAACCCUUGGGCAGCAGAUGAUGCGGUGUACAUGGACGAUGAGGAAGAGAGGGAUGAGUGUGUGAUGGCCGAGGCCGGGAUCAUCUAUCACGGCUUCCAUGAUGACGUCGCAGAAAGAAACUGGAACUACGGACAGUUUAACUACGGAAUCCUGGACGCGUGCCUUUAUGUCAUGGACCGCUCCGAAAUGCCCAUCACCAACAGAGGCGACCCCAUCAAGGUGGCGAGAAAAGCCUCCGCUAUGCUUGAUGCGCGUGAUGAUGAUGGCGUUUUGAGGGGGAACUGGAGCGGUGACUACACUAAUGGUGUAGCACCCACCUCCUGGACGGGCAGCACUGACAUCCUUCUCAGCUACGUCCGAACCAAACAGCCCGUCUCUUAUGCUCAGUGUUGGGUCUACGCUGGGGUCUUCAACACCUUCUUGCGCUGCCUUGGUAUACCGUCCAGAGUUGUCACAAAUUUCAACUCUGCACACGACAAUGAUGGGAACCUGAGGAGUGACAUCAUCCUGGAUGAUAACGGGAGAGUCGACCGAGGUCGCACGCGAGACAGCAUCUGGAACUAUCACUGCUGGAACGAGUGCUACAUGACCAGACCAGACCUCCCUCCAGGGUUCGGAGGAUGGCAGGUUGUGGAUGCAACACCUCAAGAGACCAGUGAUGGCCUGUACAGGUGUGGACCUGCUUCAGUCCAGGCCAUCAAACACGGGCAGAUAUGCUUCCCUUAUGAUGCACCUUUUGUGUUUGCCGAGGUCAACAGUGAUGUGGUGUUCUACUCACGCAGGAAAGAUGGCACCAUGGAACUGGUGAAAGUCAACACCACUCACAUUGGCCGCAUGGUUCUGACAAAAUCCAUUGGAGAGUUCACCCGCCGUGACAUCACCGAGCAAUACAAGUUCCCGGAGGGGACGGCAGAAGAGAGGACCGUCCUGGAGAAAGCAGAGGAGUAUGGCUGUAAAAGAGAGAAGUCUACUCCUCCUCCUGCUGAUGUGGAGCUGGUCCUCCCCACCCUGGAGGUCAGCGUCGGUGACGACUUUGAGAUGACCUUGAGCUUCGUCAAUAACAGCGACGAGAAGCGCACAGUGGCUGCCUACGUCAGCGGCAGCGUGAUGUAUUACACCGGUGUCACCAGCUCCGACUUCCUCUUCAGGACGCCAUCUGUGGCCAUUGGUCCACGAGCUACGGUUAACGAAGUGGUGAUGAUUGAGUCAAAACAGUACAUGAAGCAUCUGGUGGAGCAGGCCAACCUGAACUUUAUCGUCACUGGGAAGGUGAAGGAGACCAAUCAGAUCGUCACAGCCAUGAAAGUGGUCACGCUGCACAACCCACAGCUCACCAUUGAGGUGUCUGGUUCACACAAGGUGAAUGAGGAGAUGGUGGCAGUGUUGGAGUUCAAAAACCCCUUCAACUUCAGUCUGGAGGACGUGUACAUACGGAUGGAAGGAUCUGGACUCAUGAGGCCCAAGAUGAAGUAUUACAGUCUGAUCCUGGAAGGGUCCUACGUGCACUGGACUGAGUACUUCACCCCGGAAAGACUCGGCACCACCAGGCUGAUUGCCACGCUGGACUGUCCAGCUCUCAGACAGGUCUCGGGCCAGCUGUCCGUCACCAUUAAGGCCUGAGGAGCGCUGCAGUUGGGACGUCGUUGGACACAAGAACAAACUUUUGCUCAUUUCAUAGUUUUGUAUCUGACGCUUUAUUACUUAGUUAAUGCACGUUCUUGAAUAUGAACUUUUGGACUGAGUCAAAUAGUUUAAAAGACAUGAAAAAAGGUGAUAAGAUUCUAUGUGACAAUUCCAUGACAUUGAGGUGACAAUAGAAGAAUGAAGACCAGCAUUCCUUCAUCAUUUUCUAUUAAAGCUUUUGAGUUUAGAAUAUUCCCCACUGUGGGACUGAUAAAGCCCAUCUAUAUUAGUAAAUAGCAUGCUAAAAAAGAAAUUUAAAAAAAGAAGAAAUGAAAAGAAAUUAAUAAAUAACUGAUGCCCUCCUCUUCUCUCGAUGGAGUGGUGUUCUGAAAUACAACAGGCCUGAAAACACCCAAUUAUAAAGUGCUCCUGUUUCAGACUGCUUUGAACAUAGUUGACUUGCUUUUAUGCUUGAUGUAAGCCAGUCAUAUUAGUGGAUGAACAACAAGUGGGACCACCAGUGUUGUAGUUACAGUAGAGCUUUGUUUGUAUGUAACCAAGAUUUGAGUCAUGCAAUAUUCUGUACUCUACAUUAAGCUUUGACCAGUCAAGACUGAAUAAAGGACUCAUUAC
This is a messenger RNA of Synchiropus splendidus (mandarinfish), 3103 nucleotides long. It is a transcript of the gene f13a1b, whose product is annotated as coagulation factor XIII, A1 polypeptide b. The record is from RefSeq and is a predicted model, not a curated record. Lineage: Eukaryota; Metazoa; Chordata; Actinopteri; Syngnathiformes; Callionymidae. Gene Ontology annotation, molecular function: protein-glutamine gamma-glutamyltransferase activity. The coding region runs from base 239 to 2467 and encodes 742 amino acids. The transcript has 15 exons. Gene Ontology annotation, biological process: peptide cross-linking; blood coagulation, fibrin clot formation.